AUGGCCUCCCAAAAGCCAUACCGCGACUACUCCGACGGCGAGCUCUCGCCCACCUCCUCCACCUCCACCUCCUCCUCCAACUCCCUCGAAAUGCUCACCCCCCUCUCGCCGCCCUACUCCCCCUUCGACCAAGAGCCCUACGACCCACACGAAUCGUCCAAAUCACUCCUCCCGCAAGAACCACAACUCCCCCGCCCCUCCUCCGCCCCUUCGCCCAACAAAUCGCUCUGGCCGCGGGCGAAAGCCACGCUCUACAGCAACCGCGGCAUCCUGCUCGUGCUGCUGUCACAGUUCUUCGGCUCGGUGAUGAACCUUGCGACCCGCAUCCUCGAGACGUCGUUCCCGGAGCAGCGCUUCCAUGCGCUGCAGAUACUGUUUGCGCGGCAGAGCAUCACGUGCGUGCUGGUGUGGGUGUGGCUGUGGUGGAGGAGUGUGCCAGAUGCGCCGUGGGGGCCGCGGGGGGUGCGGUGGCUGCUUGUUGCGCGGGGCGUGGGCGGGUUCUGGGGUGUGUUUGGGCUGUAUUGUAAGUUGUUCCUGGGGGUUAGGGUUAUAGACUCUGUCCGCGGGGUGUUGAAGUCAAUGGAGUAG
This is a messenger RNA of Morchella importuna, 588 nucleotides long. RefSeq lists its product as uncharacterized. The coding region runs from base 1 to 588 and encodes 195 amino acids. The transcript has a single exon. NCBI's taxonomy places the organism in Eukaryota, Fungi, Ascomycota, Pezizomycetes, Pezizales, Morchellaceae. The record is from RefSeq and is a predicted model, not a curated record.